AUGGUCUCCACAUCAAUCCUACUGCUCUCAUUGGUCCGGACAACGAUUUCUUGCUUCGGUGGUGGUGGUGGUGGCAUUUGUUGUGCUCCUAUGAUGCACUGUGCCCCAACUAUGCCACCAUGCGGUGGCGGUGUAGGCAUUAUGAUGCAUGGAGGCCCAAUGAUGGGUUCAUACGCACAAGCACCGUCCUACGUCCAGCCUCCAUCCUACCAAGCUGCCCCCGUCUACCAGACUGCUCCGUCCUACCAAGCUGCUCCAUCCUACCAAGCUGCUCCCUCCUAUCAACCUGCUCCGUCCUACCAACCAGCCCCAUCCUACCAGCCCGUUCCAAGUUAUCCAAGUGGUGGCUACGCUGCUGGUGCUGUCGCACCGGCUCCAGCAAUACCACCGGUAAGCGCAGCGUACAAACCUCGUGCUGAUGUCGCAGCUUCUGUAGUUCGUACCUCUCGGCAACAAAACGAAGAACAACAACAACAACAACAAGAAACACAAGAGGCGGAUACGAUUACAAACGUGAGCGUUUCACAAUGA
This is a messenger RNA of Necator americanus (New World hookworm), 531 nucleotides long. RefSeq lists its product as uncharacterized. The record is from RefSeq and is a predicted model, not a curated record. The transcript has 4 exons. Lineage: Eukaryota; Metazoa; Nematoda; Chromadorea; Rhabditida; Ancylostomatidae. The coding region runs from base 1 to 531 and encodes 176 amino acids.